This is a messenger RNA of Diachasma alloeum, 592 nucleotides long. RefSeq names its product transcription and mRNA export factor ENY2 (gene e(y)2). Bases 163 to 441 code for a protein of 92 amino acids. The transcript is spliced from 2 exons. Gene Ontology annotation, molecular function: chromatin binding; transcription coactivator activity. Gene Ontology annotation, cellular component: DUBm complex; nuclear pore; SAGA complex. Gene Ontology annotation, biological process: positive regulation of DNA-templated transcription; poly(A)+ mRNA export from nucleus; regulation of transcription by RNA polymerase II. The record is from RefSeq and is a predicted model, not a curated record. Lineage: Eukaryota; Metazoa; Arthropoda; Insecta; Hymenoptera; Braconidae.
UAUUUUCAAUAUAAGAUGGCGUCAGCCUUGAUUGUUGAUGUUUGUGAAGUCUCGUGAACUGCUGAGAAUAGUUUGGAGAGGGAUUUUUAUUUUCUCGAUAUAAUAAUAGUGAGGAGUAGAGCGUUUUUGUCGGCUUUUGGAGACGAAUCGAAUUAAUUGAAGAUGAAAGCUGCACCUCAUCAACGACUGGUGAUGGUUGGGGAUCGGGAUGGGUUGAAAGAACUCUUACGCAGACGAUUGGUCGAGUGUGGAUGGAGAGAUCAAGUGAAGAUCAUUUGCAAAGACCUGAUCAAGGAGAAUGGCCACGACAUCACUUACGACAUACUGUUAGCAACAGUCACCUCCACAGCGAGGAGUCUAGUGCCGGACUCAGUGAAGAAAGAAUUGCUGCAGAAAAUUAAAAAUCAGCUGCUUGCUCAAGAGGAGAAGCUUAAGAUGUAAUUUGCCCGAUCAUGUGUAACUUAAUUAACGUAUUAUGUACUACCGUUUAUUCCUUGAAUGGAGAUUAUUGUUCGCCUCGUUCAAUUGUGCUGUAUAAAGAUGACGUGUAAGCAAACGACUGACUGAUAAAUAGUAAUGUUUUUUUACUUAU